AUGACAACAACAACUGAAACUUAUCAUACAACAUUUACAAAUUCAACAAUCAAUAAUAAUGAUGAUCCAUCAUUAAUUGUUGCUAAUGUUACAAUUGAUGAAUUAGUUGAAUCAUGUUGUAAUGAAGUAUUACCAUCAUCAUCUAGUCAAUUAAAUAGCAGUAGUAAUAGUGUUUCACCAACACAUCUUGUUCGUUUUGUUCAUUCACAAUCAUCACUUGUUAGUCAGAUAGAUGAAACAAAUAAUAUACAACAAAAUCCAUCAAAUAUAAUUAUAUCUAGUCAUGAUAUACCAUCUAUUAAACAAACACCAUAUAUUAAUGUUAUUAAACGUUUACCAUCAACAAUAAAACCAAAAACAAUAAUUGAGUCAACAAAUUCAAUGUAUAAUACAACAAAUUUAACAAAUAUAACAGCUAAUAAUAUAAGUGUUAAUAAUUAUAAUGUUAAUAUUCAUACAACAAAUGUUCCACAACAACAACAAUCAAUAAUAAAUAAUGAACAUUUAAUUAAAAAAUCAAAUUCAUAUGAUGAAAAACAAACAACUGAAAUUGUAACACAAAUAUUAAAAAAUAUUAAAGAAGUUGAUGAACAAACAACAACAACAACAAAUUAUAAUAUACAUAUUGAUUCAUUUAAUUUUUCAUCAUCCAUAAAUGAACAACAACAAUCAAUAAUAAAUAAAAAAUCACGUAUUAAAAAAGAAGCUAAAGCUUUAACAAAAAUUAUUGUUAAAGAUGAUUUAAUACAAUCACCUAUAUCACCAAAUUUUUUACGUACAAAAAAAACAAUAAAACAUCAUCAAUAUGAUAAUACAAAUAUAUUAAUAGAAUCUAUACCGGUACCAUAUGGAUGGCAAAGAAGAAUAUUAUCUACAGAUAUUGUUGUUUAUUUAAGUCCAACUAAUACAAUACUCGAUUCAUUAGAUGCUGUACGUCAUUAUAUUGAAUCACCAACAUCAUGUAAAUGUGGUCUUCAAUGUCCACUUAUUAUUGAUAAGGUAUUUAAUUUUGAUCCAAUGAAAAAAUCAAAAUCUUGGGAAGUUGUACAAGUUCUUGAAGGUACACAUUGUCGACAAAAAUCAAAUAUAUUAGAAAUGGCAACAUUAACAAAUUGUAUUGAUUCAUUUUGUGAAACUGAACAAAAACCAGUUAAACGUCGAAAACGUAUAUAUAAUGAAUCAACAAAUGGAAAUGUAUUUGUAUGUGCUUCAAAUUUAAUUGGAAAUAGUAAUAAUAAUAAUAAUGAAUCAGUUGUUUUUGUUAAUAAUACCGAUCAAAUAUCUGGUAUAGAAAAUAGUCAAUCGAUGACAUGGACACCAAUACAACAAACAAAUAUAACUCCACCAUCGAAACGACCACGUGGUCGUCCACGUAAAACUACAGUAACAUCACCAAUAAUUACACAUCUUGCUGCUAAACCAUCAAAUGAUACAUAUCAAACACAACCUGUACCAUCAUCAAUACUUUCUCCACCAGCAUCUGUUUCAUCAAUAUCACAAACAAAUUUUGUUCAUAGAAAUUCAACAUCACCAUCAACAAUAUUUCAUCAAACAAAUAAUAUACGUCAUAUUAAUGAUAAUAUAUUAACUCCACCAAUUUUAUCAUCUUCAACAACAACAACAGAUACAAAUGUUAUUGCACGUGUUCCAUCAAUAUUUGAUCAAGUUAAAACAGCUACAAAUGAAUCAACAUUUGCUGUAUUAUCAGGUGUACAAAAUGUUUUAUUAUCACCUAAUCGUGAUUCAAAUAAUAAUGAUAAACGUUUACAUGUUGAUUCUAAUUCAUCAAUUGUAUCUACAACAGGCAAACAGGUAACUUUAAAUGUUAAUGCUCUAAAAUCAGAUUUUGUUCGUUCAACAUCUUCUAAUUCAAAAUCAUCAUUAUCAAAUCAAAUUGAUGUUAUUUCAUUAAUGGGUACAACAAAUCAAAAUCAAUUAACAAUUCCAAAAACAUCAACUAUGGUUACUAUACCAUCAACAACACAUGAUGAAUAUAUAUCAAUUAAAUCUACAAAUGAACAAAUUAAUGAAUCAACACAACCAUUAAUGAUUGAUUUUAAUGAUCCAUCAACAACAAAUUUUCUUUUAUCAGCACUUGCAUCAGGUGCAUCAUCAGAUUCAAAUGCAAUUGUUAAUCAUCUUUUUCAAAAAGCUCAAACACAACAACAACAACAAUCAACAACAAUAAAUUCUCCAACAAUAUCAAUUCAAAAAAAAACUUUACCAAUUAUUUCAUCAAAUAUAAAAAAUUGUACAGAAACAACAAAUUUAUUACCAUCAAUACGUCAAUCAACAGUUGUAUUACAUGUACCAACAACAAAUGAUAUUAAUCAACAAACACAACAAAUUAUAUUGAAUAAUAAUAAUGAUGAUAAAAAACAACAACAUCAACAAAUAUUUUUUAUUAAUAAUAAACCAUAUAUAAUUCAACAAAAAUUAACUCAUGAACAAUCAUCACAACAACGAUUAAUUCUUACACCAUCAAUAUCACAAUCGAAUGAAACAUCUCAUUCAAAUCGAAAUAUUGUUAAUAUUAAUAAUAGUAAUACAUGUAUUCAAUCAACACUUGAUGAUGGUGGUAAUUGUCUUUUAUUAAAUGGACCUGUUGAACCUAAAACACUUCGUACAUUACUUAAAGGUUUAAAUUCAUCAUCAUUUUCUGGUGUUGAUAAUUUAAUUGAUACAAUAAAUCGUUUUGAACAUAAAACAACAACAACAACAAAUGAAAAAAAUGAUAAUCUUUUAAUAAAAUCAAUUCGUACAACAAAAAAAUCAAUUGAUACAAAUAAAACACCAAUAAAACGUCGUGCAGCUAAAAAAAUUAAACAAGAAGAACAAAUUUCAAUAUCACAACCAAUUAUUGUUGAACAACAACAACAACAUCAAUGGCAAACAGAUUUUAAUACAUUUGAUUUUUCAACAUCAUGGGGAAGUGAUACAAAUCUUAAUUCACUUUUACUUAAUGAUGAUUUUGAUACAGCUGCUUCAUUUGAUGAUGUUAAUUUUGGUGAUUUUGAACCGUAUAUGAAUGGUAAUAAUAAUAAUGAUAUAACAUUACCAUCAUUAUUUGUUAAACCAUUACCACCAGAUAGUUUAUCAAAUCUUGAUCAUUUAUUACCUUAG
Molecule: messenger RNA, 3123 nt
Organism: Rotaria sp. Silwood1
Lineage: Eukaryota; Metazoa; Rotifera; Eurotatoria; Philodinida; Philodinidae
Source: the annotation of a GenBank genome assembly